Staurois parvus is the source of this 502-nucleotide messenger RNA. The record is from the annotation of a GenBank genome assembly. Lineage: Eukaryota; Metazoa; Chordata; Amphibia; Anura; Ranidae.
GGGAUUGGAGCACCAACAGAGUCCCCCCAAUACAUCAGGAGGGGAUGGGAAUUCAUGAUUUCACCACAUGUUUGGGAUGACACCUGUAUACACCUGUGUCCAUGGAGGGGAUUGGAGCACCUGAAUCACAUGAUUGGAGGGGAUUGGAACACCUGAAUCACAUGAUAUGGAGGGGAUUGGAACACCUGAAUCACAUGAUAUGGAGGGGAUUGGAACACCUGAAUCACAUGAUAUGGAGGGGAUUGGAACACCUGAAUCACAUGAUUGGGAGGGGAUUGGACACCUGAAUCAUGAUUGGGAGGGGAUUGGAACACCUGAAUCACAUGAUAUGGAGGGGAUUGGAACACCUGAAUCACAUGAUUGGGAGGGGAUUGGAACACCUGAAUCACAUGAUAUGGAGGGGAUUGGGACACCUGAAUCACAUGAUAUGGGAGGGGAUUGGAACACCUGAAUCACAUGAUUGGGAGGGGAUUGGAACACCUGAAUCACAUGAUAUGGAGGG